Messenger RNA from Xiphophorus hellerii (green swordtail), 2081 nucleotides. RefSeq names its product sialoadhesin-like. Lineage: Eukaryota; Metazoa; Chordata; Actinopteri; Cyprinodontiformes; Poeciliidae. The transcript has 8 exons. The record is from RefSeq and is a predicted model, not a curated record. Bases 104 to 1414 code for a protein of 436 amino acids.
AAACUCCUCUGUGUCACUUCCACCCUCAGAGUCGAUGCUCUGCAGCGUUUCAUUGCAACACAGCAGCUUCUCCUGAGCCAAACAGUUAAAGAGAGAAGCAGCGAUGAGUUUUUCUGCAGCAGCAGCAACUGGGUUUGUUGUCCUGUUCCUCUCUGUGACAGUGGGACAAGAUGAACCUGCCUGGUCAGUUAAAUAUGAUCCAUCUCAGAUCUGUGCCUUUAGAGGAUCAACAGUGACGAUAAAAUGCUCCUAUAAAUAUCCAUAUAUAAUAGAUGGAAUAAAAACAGAAGUUAAAACAAGGUUCUGGUUCACUAAAGUAAAUAAUCGAGUCCCUGUGAAUCUGAUGAACGACUCUGACUAUAAAGAUCGAAUAACUUAUUAUUUUACAAAGAGCAGCAGCGUUCUGACAAUCAAAGAUCUGAAACAAAGAGACUCAGCAAAGUACAAGUUCAGGUUCAUAACAAACCAACCAGGUGGAGAAUUUACUGGUUCACCUGGAGUCACCUUGACUGUUCUAGACCUCAGAGUUCAGGUCAGAAGAUCAGAGACGCAGACGGAGCUGAAGUGUGAAAGCAGCUGUGAUCAAAUCAAACCUCCUUCAUAUGUUUGGUUCAACAAAGAGGAGAAAAUGGAGCAACAGAUUUCUUCUAUAGUCGUCUCAGUCAGAGAUGGAGACAGAUAUUCCUGUUCUGUUAAAGGACACGACGAUCUCCGCUCUCCCUCUGUGUAUGCUCCAGAGUUUCUCUCUGCUAAACUGAUGUCCUCUGGUCAGAUAACUGAGGGACGUUCAGUGACUCUGAGCUGCAGCAGUGAUGCUAACCCAGCAGCUAAAUACACCUGGAGGAAGAAGAACAACCAAUCAGUUGUCAGUACAGACCAACAGUUUGUCCUCAGCUCCAUCCUGUCCUCAGACUCUGGACAGUAUUACUGCACAGCUCAGAACCAGCUGGGAGAGAAAACAUCUGGACUCGUCUCUGUCCAGGUCACAUAUGCUCCCAGGCCUCCCUCUGUGUCAGUGACUCCCUCUGGUGAAAUCAUGGAGGGCAGCCUGGUGACUCUGAGCUGCAGCAGUGAUGCUAACCCAGAAGCUAACUAUAGCUGGUACAAGGAGGGAGAGGAGGCGCCAAAAGCUUCAGGACAAAACUUCACCAUCACUAACAUUUUGUUCAAGCAGAGAGGAAACUAUUACUGUGAAGCUCAGAACAGCAGAGGGCGCUGUAACUCCACUGUGACCGUGAACGUUGUGGCAGGUCAAUCAAUGUCAACGACGAUCAUCAUCAAGCUGACUCUAUUCAUCCUGAUUUCUCUGCUUGUCCUGAUUAUUUCUUUAAGAACACUGAGAACUAUGAAAAUGAACAGAAAACUAACUGAACCAAUAGAAAUGGAGGUGAGAAGGACUAGUGAGGUCACAUAGUGAAUAUUCAUUGAUCUGAAUUUAACCAAUCAGCUCAGGAUUACAUGAUGACAUGUUUCUGUUUUUGGUUCAUUGUUGUUAUUCAGGUACUGUAAAUGCAUAUUUUAGAAAAAACAGCAGGUUUAAAACAAAACUAUGAAUGUGCAGUGCUGGAUUUCAACAAAAUAAAAAGUAGAAACAUGCAAACACAAAAUCAACAAACAACGAACCGAAUACUGUUUGUACAUAUUGAGUCUCUGAGUUAUAAAGACUGCAAGUAGUGAGAAGAAUUGUAAACUGUUAUGAAAUGUUAAAGAAUCACGACAAUAGCAGCUUGUGCUGCAUAAAGAAGCUGAAAGGUCAGAGGUCAGCCCUCUGUCCUUCAGACUAUUUGGAUGCAGCUGCUUCAGUUCACGUCCAGCAGAGGUCACAGAGAAGAUUCACCUGGAACCAGUCAAGGUCAACCAUGGAGGAGUCAUGAACCCAGUUUACCACGACCCGUAACCAAGGAGACGGUUGGAGUGAAACCAGAAGAAGCAGAGAGGAAGUCCAUAUAAGGUUGUAACAGAGCGCAGCAUCAACACCUGCAGAGACUGUACUCUCCUACUGUAUUUUAAUAUCUUCAUAUCUAAUCCCUAAUUAUAUGUUGGUCAUGUUUAUCUGCUCAUAUUAAAGCUUAGAACGUUGA